Molecule: messenger RNA, 1329 nt
Organism: Naumovozyma castellii
Lineage: Eukaryota; Fungi; Ascomycota; Saccharomycetes; Saccharomycetales; Saccharomycetaceae
Gene: ZNG1
Product: GTP-dependent zinc transferase
Exons: 1
Coding region: 1-1329 (442 amino acids)
Source: RefSeq, a predicted model, not a curated record
AUGUCUGCUUUGAAGGAUUUCAGCUAUAAGGAGGAGGAAGAUGGGGUAUUACCCAUGCUUGUUACGGGAGAAGAGAAUAAUUUGAACGAACUGUUGAAUCAGGUGAAAAGUGAUGGCGGAAUCAAUUUGGUGAGUGAUGCAAAAGUUGCAAGGAGUAAUAAGCAGACCAUAACUAACGAAACUGAUAUUAAUAAUCCAAAUGCAGGCAAAAAAAUACCAGUAACUAUUAUUACAGGAUAUCUGGGUUCUGGAAAAUCUACUCUUUUAGAAAUGAUUGCUAAGAAGGGAUCUGACAAAAAAAUUGCUGUUAUUUUGAAUGAAUUCGGUGACUCUAGCGAAAUUGAAAAGGCAAUGACAAUAAGGAAUGGUUCAGACAGUUACCAGGAAUGGUUGGAUCUAGGUAAUGGUUGUCUUUGUUGUUCUCUGAAGAAUAUUGGUGUGAAAGCCAUUGAGGAUAUGGUGGAACGAUCUCCUGGAAAAAUUGACUAUAUCUUGUUAGAAACUUCUGGAAUUGCUGACCCAGCACCUAUCGCUAAAAUGUUUUGGCAAGAUGAUGGGUUAAGUAGCAGUGUCUUUGUUGAUGGUAUUAUUACAGUGCUGGAUUGUGAACACAUAUUAACAUGUUUGGAUGAUCGAUCACCAGAUGCCCAUUGGCAUGGAGAUAAAGUAGUAUCUAAAGAUGAAGAUGGUAUCUUGACAAUAGCUCAUUUCCAAAUUGCCAUGGCAGACAGAAUUAUAAUGAAUAAAGUCGAUAAGAUUGAAGGUAAAAAGGAUCAUUUAAAAAUCAUCGAAAAUUUGGAGAAGAGAAUUCGUGAAAUCAAUGGAAUUGCCCCAAUGUAUUAUACCAAAUUUGGUGAUUUACCGUUGGAUCAUUUGUUAGAUUUACAUGCAUAUGAUAGUAAAAACACUUUGUCCGAGAUUCAGAUCAUGAAAUCUGAUAGAGCUACCUUACAUGACCCCAGAAUGAACACGGUUCUAUUAACCUUCAGACCGCUUCGUGGAGAAGAAGAAUACAAAAAAUUGAAUGAAUCCUUUUUACAGGUGUUGCUGUGGAAGGAUUUUGGUGUCACUAAUGAUUGGAAUAAUGGCGCAGAUGGCCAUCAAAAACAUAAAAAAAACUGGGAAAUUCAAAGGACUAAAGGUUUGCUUAUCAUUGAGAAUCCAGAUCAUAAAUCAUGGGAGGUUAAAGUGAUUCAAGGGGUUAGGGACACAUAUGAUAUGUUUCCAGGUGUUGACUCAUCGGAUUUGAAAGAAUGCAAAUUAGUGUUUAUCGGCAAAUACUUAGACCAAAAAGUGAUCGAAAAGUAUCUGCACAGCAUUAUUAAUUGA